AUGGGACCAAAAGAACUUAACUCUGUUCAACAGGAACUUUUUGAAGCGGUGAGACGUGGAGAUGCGCAAAAGGUGCAGACAUGGCUGUUAAGCAGACGCAACAGACGUCCACGAACGCCACUGAACUUUUUGCGUACAUCGACAUCACAUUCAGCAUGGUUAUGUUCGAUUGUGGAUCCAUCGAAUGGUUAUACGGUGCUACAUCUUGCCGCUUUACUAGGUCAUAAAGAGGUAGUCAAAAUUUUGCUGAAUGUUGAUUCGCAAAUGGCACGAAUAAAAGAUCGGCGUGGAUGUUUUCCAAUACAUUUAGCAGCAUGGAAUGGUCACGUUGAAGUUAUAAAGACUUUAAUUAAUGCUCAACCGAAUACUGUUGAUGCAGUAAACAAUGCCAAAGAAUCACCUCUGCAUCUAUCUGCACAACAUGGUCAUGGCAAAGUCGUCGCUGUUUUGCUUGCUAACCAUGCAGACGCCAGGAUGAGGAACGCACGUGCUGAAACAGCUUUAGAUGUAGCUGCACGAUUUGGCAAAGCUAAUGUAUGUCGGUUACUCAUCUGUAAUUGUCCGGAAUUAGCACUGCAGAGUGCAUCAGAGUGCAUUACCACAGAUCCAGGAAAGUCACGACAUUUAGCUCAAGUGGUGUAUCCAUUACAUGCGGCUGCUCGUCAUGGUCACAUUGAUUGUCUUCAAAUAUUGUGUCAUUCCGGUUUCGAUCUUGACUAUGUUACCGAAGAAGGUAGUGCAUUACAUGUUGCUGCAUUGUUUGGGAAAGUUGAAGCUGUUAAAUUGCUUCUUGAACAAGGCAUCAAUGUUGAUACCCGUGAUGGACAAGGACGUACUGUAUUGGAAACUUUAGCAGAGCAUGAAAAUGAAAAAGCUUCAGAUCUUACGCAGGUGAUACAGAGCCGAGAAGGAUGGUCAGAAUGUCGAAAGCUCAUUGAAGCUUACAUACAGAAAUAUAAGGAUCGUCCAAGUGACAGAAUCAGUGCAGCGAAUCAUUCAAUUUACUUGAAUUUACCCUUCUGUUCGAAAUAUGGCGCCAACCCGAAAGACGUUAUAUGGAAACCGAUACCGAGAUUGUCUACAGCUAGGCUUCAAUCAUCUCGGAAUCAAGUGCAGCAUAGUUCAAGUUAUGGGCCUGAUGCUACUUUGGACAUUUCCACGUGUUGUCCACCACCACCGAUAGUGACUAAUAUGGUUACAUUAGUUAAUGUCGAAAACAAUCAGGAUGAUAUUUCAAUCCUUCCUUUAUCAGCCGUCCACGUAGAAUCAUCUGGGAGUGAGUCUGGUUCACAACCAUCACAUAGUCAAGUUGAAGAUUUUGGUGUAGAAAAUCGCGUACCUCGGUUUACUGUCAUAGUGCCGAAUCAUAGGUAUCGACAUACACUUCAAAAAAAUCAAAAAAAUGGUAUUCUUUUACCAAGAAUGGGAGUUCGAACAUCACUUAAUUCAGAUUCAGUAGUAAUGUGUCCAUCUCCACUUUCGUAUGAUGCUUGGCGAUCACAGCGUGCUGGUCCAUAUGACAAUGUGAUAAGUCCACGACAUCCCCUUCUAGGUUAUGACAAUGUACCACAAAAUCUUGUUGUUUAUGAUAAUGCUCCACCACCUGGACAUCGAUGUUGGCAGCAUUUCUGCGAAUUGAAAUCCAUACAUAAAUCUGGUUGUGAAAAUGUUGAUGCACCUUCUUGUAGUAUUAGAAGUGAUGAUAUACAGACUAUUCCACCUGUGAAACCCAACCGUCAACGUUUGUCCGUGCUAGAAAAAACAUUGAAGCCCGAACCGACUCCCCGGAAAAGUAAAGUACAUGAAGCUAGUACAAUUAAGAACAGUGGUCGCGUUAAGUAUCGCCCACCAAGCUCUUCUUCACUCAGAACGGAAAGUCCAGCAUCCAUCAUCACUUUCGCUUGCUCAACUCUCGAACGUUCAUUGUCCCCUGGAGAACAAAGCAGUAGUGUUCCAUCUGGGACAGUUUCGUUAAAUCAAGGCCGUGCACCACUAGCACUCCCUGAAGAGGUUUCUAUGUCAGCUUCAGCCAGCAUUCUGUCAGUGCAAAAUUCUCCGGAAAGGUAUUUUAUGGAGGAAACUAAACGGAGAAGACAUUCACGUCUCUUGAAUGACGAUUAUUUUUUGGAUCAUAACCCUGUUACGGCUAUUUUUAAUUCAGGUUGUUCAGUGAAGACUGCAUCGGCGAGUUGUGCUGAAAGCAUAACAGGAGAAAAUGAAAAUGAAGCAAAUACUGAUAAUGGACAUUCUGAACUUGAUCAUCUUCCGAGUCCUGAAACUACCGAAUCCCGCAUCCAUCAUUUCCUUUGUAGUCAGGAUAACGUUAAGCAGCGGUUGUCUCAAUCUCCCUCUAUAAGCAAAAGAUCACAGCAUACACAGAAGGAUGCAAUAUCGUCAUCGUCAACAGUGGAGUCAGACUGCACUUUAGCAUCUUCAUGUUCUCUGCCAAUCAUCUCUCAUGUUUCUUCGACACCGCCGUCAGUAGUUUCUCCGUCGCAGGAACACAGCCAUCCUUACAAACAAUCCAGCAUGGAUGAUCAGUCAUUUUCUUCUGCGGAGGUACGCCUUCGAACUGCGUCUUCUGUCCCGACACAUGGUAGCAUAAAUAAGGAAAUGUGUGGAUUAUCUAUAUCGAGCGAUGGAGAUCACCAAAGAGGCGAAAUAAACAACAUUAUACAGACAUCAUUUGCGCAAAGUGAUAAAGUUUCAACCCGGCGUAGUUCCUUGGAUGAAAGCAUUGAAUGGAAGAAGAUCAGUGAAAUAAUGGAGUCAUUUGGUGGCGCAAUUUGUCGGGAAUCGGUGUUUGCAGCUCAUUACGAACCAAAAGUGGCCGUUUAUCUUAGAGACCGCAGAUCGCAAGCAUUAAUGCUGCAGUUAAAUGGACCACAGGCAGUGCAAAAUAGGCAGUCCUUUGGAUUUGAUGCUGACAAAAGAUAUAAGCAACCGCGAGGGGUAAAUGCUGUUGCUGAAUGGCUAAAUGUGUGUGUUGGGAUACCUAAUCCCAGAGCAAAUGAAAUAGCGGAAAUUCUUGAAAGCAGUGGCUUUGACAGUAUUAACCAUAUGCAGUCAACACUCGAUCGUGUUUCUAUGCAAGAAAUCGGGCUUGAUAAGUCAACUCAACAUCAGAUCGGGAUGUAUCUAGAAAAUUAUCCAAAUGUUUCUGUUCCAAGCGCAAAUUCUUUUACAUAUGUUUCGGAUUGGUUGCAUUCAUUGGAUUUGGAAGAUUAUCUGGGUCAUUUUGUAAGUGGCGGGUUGACGUCAAUGCUGAUUGUUUUUGCAGUUGAUUCAACGCGGAAACAUUUGAAAAUUCUUGGUAUCACAAAACUUGGUCACCAAAAACGAAUUUUAAAUUCUUUGAAGAAAGCGAAGGAAGAGCGACGUCAAAGGGCAGCAGAACGAGCAGCGGUAGCACAGGAAGAAGAAGUAGACAGUGGUCAAGAGAGCAGGAGUACGAUGCAGUCAUCAUCAAGUACCCAAAUACCGCAUUCAGUGGUUGUUGGGGGACAUCCUACUGAAUGGCAGCAUUCAUCUAAUACACUUGUUGAGAGUUGUAUUUCGUAUUCAGCUCAUUACCUUGGGUCAAUGGAAAUAUCAAAUGUUGAAGAGACAGAGGAUUCUCGAAGAGCUAUGAUCAAAUUGAAAAGAGGUAUUCGCGAAAUAGCCAAAGUCCCUCAUGUUUUGCUGGAAAUCUCAGUAUCGGGUGUUCGAGUGCUUGAUGCUGUCACAAAGCAACUUACUGUCGAGCAUGAAAUAGCCCAGAUACAGAUAGUCUGUCAGGACGAAAGAGAUCUGAAUUGUUUCGCGUAUAUAUCGCAAGAUGGUGAUCGUCAUUUCUGUCAUGUAUUUUGCGUCUUAACUGCCGAUGUAGCAACUGAAAUAAUAGUAACAUUGGGACAAGCAUUCGAGGUAUGUUACAGAAUCACCAAUGAUAGCUAUGGCAGUACUGAACCAAUUGCUAUCUAA
Messenger RNA from Brugia malayi, 3963 nucleotides. RefSeq lists its product as uncharacterized. The record is from RefSeq and is a predicted model, not a curated record. Gene Ontology annotation, cellular component: cytosol. Gene Ontology annotation, molecular function: protein binding. NCBI's taxonomy places the organism in Eukaryota, Metazoa, Nematoda, Chromadorea, Rhabditida, Onchocercidae. Bases 1 to 3963 code for a protein of 1320 amino acids. The transcript has 31 exons.